CGGGGGCUCACUCACUUGGAUUUUCAUCCUCAAGAUUUCCAGCUCGCCGGCUCUCCUGUCCUCCCUUGGUCCUGUCACACUGCGCCGAGUCCGAUUCUGUUGAACUAACUAAACAACACAACCGGAGGAAACAUGGAGGCCAUCAAGAAGAAAAUGCAGAUGCUGAAGCUGGACAAGGAGAACGCCAUCGACCGGGCGGAGCAGGCUGAGGGGGACAAGAAAGGAGCGGAGGACAAAUGCAAACAGCUGGAGGAAGAGCUGCUGGGUCUGCAGAAGAAGCUGAAAGGAGUAGAAGAUGAACUCGACAAAUACUCCGAGUCACUGAAAGACGCCCAGGAGAAGCUAGAACAGGCCGAGAAAAAGGCAGCAGACGCUGAAGCUGAGGUGGCAUCUCUAAACAGACGUAUCCAGCUGGUGGAAGAGGAGUUGGACCGAGCUCAGGAGAGACUGGCUACGGCUCUGCAGAAGCUAGAGGAAGCUGAGAAAGCAGCUGACGAGAGUGAAAGAGGAAUGAAGGUCAUAGAGAACAGGGCGAGCAAGGACGAGGAGAAAAUGGAGAUCCAGGAGAUGCAGCUAAAAGAAGCCAAACAUAUCGCUGAGGAAGCAGAUCGCAAAUAUGAAGAGGUUGCACGUAAACUUGUGAUUCUUGAGGGCGAUCUGGAGCGUUCAGAAGAGCGCGCUGAGGUGGCCGAGGCAAAAUCAGGUGACCUUGAGGAAGAAUUGAAAAAUGUCACCAACAACUUGAAGUCACUGGAGGCUCAGGCAGAAAAGUACUCACAAAAGGAGGACAAAUAUGAAGAAGAAAUUAAACUUCUUACUGACAAACUUAAAGAGGCUGAGACCCGAGCAGAGUUUGCGGAGCGCUCCGUGGCCAAGCUGGAGAAAACCAUUGAUGAUCUGGAAGAUGAAGUGUAUGCUCAGAAGCUGAAGGGCAAGGCUCUCAGUGAGGAGCUGGACCUAGCCCUCAAUGAUAUGACUACACUAAAAGCUGGCCCAGGCCAAAGAGGAAAACCUCGACAUGCAUCAGGUGUUGGACCAAACCCUUCUGGAGCUCAACAAUCUAUAAUGACAUUUUCUCAACCGCAACUCAUUCUGUACAAUGGAAUCUCAUUUUAACAUCAAUGCGCAUUAUCUAGAUGUACACGGAGACUACUUUAGGAGAUCAUGAAGUAUUGAUUUCUACAAAAAAAAAAAAAAAAAAAGAAA
Messenger RNA from Corythoichthys intestinalis (scribbled pipefish), 1206 nucleotides. RefSeq names its product tropomyosin 2 (beta) (gene tpm2). Gene Ontology annotation, molecular function: actin filament binding. NCBI's taxonomy places the organism in Eukaryota, Metazoa, Chordata, Actinopteri, Syngnathiformes, Syngnathidae. Gene Ontology annotation, cellular component: actin filament. The transcript is spliced from 10 exons. Gene Ontology annotation, biological process: muscle contraction; actin filament organization. The record is from RefSeq and is a predicted model, not a curated record. Bases 133 to 1116 code for a protein of 327 amino acids.